GAGGGAGUGUCCCUCCAGCUCACUCCCAGCAGGAGCUCCCGGCGGACCAGCCCGGCAGAAUCCCAGCUCUGCCAAGAGUAACAAACUCGGAGCCCUCUGCAGACAGCUAGGCGGCCACAGGGAGCUUCCCAGGGCCUUGAAGGAGAAGUAGGAGACGGGACCUCUACAGGGAGAGGGCAGGCCGGCUCUUGGGGUUGCUGAUGUGGCCCCAAGGCAGAGCCCAGUCGGGGUCUGGCCUCAGCCCCCCAAAGAGCAGUUUCUGCACUCCAUGGGGUUGUCUCUGCCCAAGGAGAAGGGGUUAAUUCUGUGCCUAUGGAACAAGUUCUGCAGAUGGCUCCACAGACAGGAGUCCUCGGCUCAAAGCCGAGAUGAGCAGAACCUGCUGCAGCAGAAGAGGAUCUGGGAGUCUCCUCUCCUUCUAGCAGCCAAAGAAAAUGAUGUCCAGGUUCUGAGCAAGCUGCUCAAGUAUGAGGCCUGUGAGGUGCACCAGAGAGGAGCCAUGGGGGAAACAGCGCUGCACAUAGCAGCCCUCUACGACAACCUGGAGGCCGCCAUGGUGCUGAUGGAGGCUGCCCCAGAACUGGUCUUUGAGCCCAUGACAUCUGAGCUGUAUGAAGGUCAGACUGCCCUGCACAUCGCUGUCAUGAACCAGAACGUGAACCUGGUGCGCGCCCUGCUUGCCCACGGGGCCAGCGUCUCUGCCAGAGCCACAGGCACCGCCUUCCAACGCAGUCCCCACAACCUCAUCUACUAUGGGGAGCACCCUUUGUCCUUUGCUGCCUGCGUGGGCAGCGAGGAGAUUGUGCGGCUGCUCAUUGAGCACGGAGCUGACAUUCGGGCCCAGGACUCCCUGGGAAACACAGUGCUGCACAUCCUCAUCCUGCAGCCCAACAAAACCUUUGCCUGCCACAUGUACAACCUGCUGCUGUCCUAUGAUGGAGGGGACCACCUGCAGCCCCUGGAGCUCGUGCCCAAUCACCAGGGCCUCACCCCCUUCAAGCUGGCUGGAGUAGAGGGCAACACUGUGAUGUUCCAGCACCUGAUGCAGAAGAGGAAGCACAUCCAGUGGACAUACGGGCCCCUGACCUCCACCCUCUACGACCUCACAGAGAUCGACUCUUCAGGGGAUGAGCAAUCCCUGCUAGAACUUAUUGUCACCACCAAGAAGCGGGAGGCUCGCCAUAUCCUGGACCAGACUCCAGUGAAGGAGCUGGUGAGCCUCAAGUGGAAGAGGUAUGGGCGGCCCUACUUCUGCGUGCUGGGUGCCAUCUACCUACUAUACAUCAUCUGCUUUACCAUGUGCUGUGUCUACCGCCCCCUCAAGCCCAGGACCACUAACCGCACCAACCCCCGGGACAACACCCUCCUCCAGCAGAAGCUCUUCCAGGAGGCCUAUGUGACCCCCAAGGAUGACCUCCGGUUGGUGGGGGAACUGGUGACCGUCAUUGGCGCUGUGAUCAUCCUGCUGGUAGAGAUACCAGAUAUCUUCAGGUUUGGUGUCACUCGCUUCUUUGGACAGACCAUCCUUGGCGGACCAUUCCAUGUCAUCAUCGUCACUUAUGCGUUCAUGGUGCUGGUGACCAUGGUGAUGCGGCUCACCAAUGCAGAUGGGGAGGUGGUACCCAUGUCCUUUGCCCUGGUGCUGGGCUGGUGCAAUGUCAUGUAUUUUGCCCGAGGAUUCCAGAUGCUGGGCCCUUUCACCAUCAUGAUCCAGAAGAUGAUUUUUGGUGACCUCAUGCGGUUCUGCUGGCUGAUGGCUGUGGUCAUCCUGGGCUUUGCUUCAGCCUUCUAUAUCAUCUUCCAGACAGAGGAUCCCGACGAGCUGGGCCAUUUCUAUGAUUACCCCAUGGCACUGUUCAGCACCUUCGAGCUGUUCCUCACCAUCAUUGAUGGUCCUGCCAACUAUGACGUGGAUCUGCCCUUCAUGUACAGCAUCACCUACGCUGCCUUUGCCAUCAUCGCCACACUGCUCAUGCUCAACCUCCUCAUCGCCAUGAUGGGCGACACUCACUGGCGAGUGGCUCACGAGAGGGAUGAGCUCUGGAGGGCUCAGGUGGUAGCCACCACGGUGAUGCUGGAGCGGAAAUUGCCUCGCUGCCUGUGGCCUCGCUCCGGGAUCUGCGGGAGCGAGUACGGGCUGGGGGACCGCUGGUUCCUGCGAGUGGAAGACAGGCAGGAUCUCAACCGGCAGCGAAUCCGUCGCUACGCACAGGCCUUCCAGCCGCAGGAAGUCCUCUGUUCUGAGGGCUUGGACAAAGACUCAGGGGGAAAACCAGAGGGGUGCCGUCCCUUGGGCCCCCACCUGUCCUUUCCUACACCCUCAGUGUCUCGAAGCACCUCCCGUAGCAGCAUCAACUGGGAAAGGCUCCGACAAGGGACUCUGCGGAGGGACCUGCGGGGGAUGAUCAACCAGGGCCUGGAGGACGGGGAGGGCUGGGAAUACCAGAUCUGA
This is a messenger RNA of Marmota flaviventris (yellow-bellied marmot), 2452 nucleotides long. RefSeq names its product transient receptor potential cation channel subfamily V member 6 (gene Trpv6). Lineage: Eukaryota; Metazoa; Chordata; Mammalia; Rodentia; Sciuridae. The record is from RefSeq and is a predicted model, not a curated record. Gene Ontology annotation, biological process: calcium ion import across plasma membrane. Gene Ontology annotation, cellular component: plasma membrane. Gene Ontology annotation, molecular function: protein binding; calcium channel activity.